CUGACAACAAUGAGGUAGUUCCGGAUUUCGCCCGAGUCACGUGACUGUUGUGUUGACAUUGUAUGGCCUCAUUGAUUUCAUAAAAUGGGCAGGCAUUGUGCUGCAUUUGGUUGCUCUAAUAACGACACAAAAAUGAAAGAAGAUGUAUCUUUUCAUUGCUUCCCGAUUAAUGAUCCAGAAACUCUCAAGCAUUGAUCGCAGAUAACUGAAAAAAGGUGUUAUAUUAACUCAAUAUUUUCCUUCAUGAAGCCCAAAGUUAAAAGAGCCAAGUCAUCCUACAGUUUUAGCGCAUCAGUCACAGAACCACAAAGAGAAGUAGGACCAUUCUCAUGUGAUAGAGAGGUGCAAACAGAGCUAAGCACAGAAGACAUAUAGAUGCACUCUUUUUAAAGAUUAAAAAACUACAGGACAAUAUUAGUGAAGUUGAGUUAUUGUUAAAAGAUCAUGUAUUUUCCUUUUGCAAAUUUGAAACUGCAACUGUAAAAUAUAUUACAGGGUUUUCAAAAGAAUAUGUUAUAAUACUUUUUGAUUUUUUUCAGUUAGAAGAAGCAGUUGAAUCCAAGACAAAAGUUGCUAGUCUCUCAAAGAUAAAUCAAUUUUUUUUUAUUUUUGCUUAGAUUGAGACAUUGACAAUAAGAAAUUUGUUGGCCAUGUUUGUAUAGCAUUUUCAAUAAAUUGGUAACAAUUCUUUAUGACAAAGCUAAUUAAGUCAAUAUUUGUCCGUCCCGAGAACAAAUUAAAGCCUUCAUGCCACCUGCUUUUCAAAAAAAAUUUCCGCCUUGCAGAGUUAUCAUUGAUACAACUGGAUUUUAUAUCACAGCAAGCAAGUUUUAGCACAUAUAAACACCACAAUACACUCAAGUCUUUGAUAGGAAUAGCUCCUAAUGGAGCACUUUCUUUUAUUUCUGACCUUUGGAUGGGUAGCAUUUUUGAUAAAGAAAUAACAUUACGAAGUGGCAUUUUGGAUAUGUUAGAGGAAGAAGAUACUGUUUUAGCUGACAGGGGAUUUACAGUUUUGGAACCAGAAUUCCAUAAGCGAAAAUUAUCUCUUUUUACACCUUUCUUUUUAAAGGAUAAAAUUCAAUUUCCUAUUGAUGAAAGAAGUGAGAACAAAAAAGUAUCCUCACACUGUUGUCAUGUUGAGCGAGCAAUAGGUCGAAAAAAAAAAAUUUAAAUACUAGACAACACUAUUCCAUGCUCACUUAAAAAUUGAGAAGAAAUAUAUUUUGUUUGUGCAUUUCUGUGCAAUUUUACUGAAAAUCCUCUGAUAUGUUCAAGUAAUUUAUCUUUGUGAUUUGAAGACAUAUGAACAUCAAGUAUAAUGUUAUCUACUAAUUAAAGAACUUUUAUAAGUGUGUAAAUAAAUAGAAAUUUAUUAAAAAAGAAUUUAUAGCAAUGUGUAAAUUUGUUUUUGUCUGCCUUUGUAUGUUUCAUUGAACUUUUUUCAAAUUUAAUGUGUAAAACAUGUGACAAACAUUGUUCAAGUAAUUUAUCUUUUUGAUUUGAAGAGAUAUGAACAUCAAGUGUAAUGUCAUCUACUAAUGAAUAAAAGAACACAGUUAUAAGUAUGUAAAUAAAUAGACAUUUAUUAAAAAAGAAUUUAUAGCAAUGUGUAAAUUUUUUUUUGUCUGCCUUUGUAUGUUUCAUUGAACUUUUUACAAAUUUAAUGUGUAAAACAUGAGACAAACAUUGAUAUCAGCUACUAGUAUGAUGAAAAAAAAACAGUUAACAUCUACUCUUUCUUGUCUGACAUUUUCACAAGCAUUGGUAGAUAUAUUGAAAAAUAAAAAUCUGACAAUUUGAGAAAUUUCUUCUCCUAGAAUUCUAAAUCAAUAGGUGUAGGUUCUAGGAAAAGAGGUUCACAGAAGUCAAAAAAUAAACAAAACAAACAUUUUGUAAGAUUUGAACAAAAAAGCUGACACUGAAUCUGGUAAUAGUAUUUAUGGGUUCGUUUUAACCUACAUUGGCAAUGUAUUUGUACAAAUUUGUCCUAGCAUAUGGGACGAGGAAUGUGCCUUUAUUUUUGUGUCUUUCAGAGUAUUUUAUUAAAUUUUGUAUUUCAAGAUUAUGGUUCAAUGUUUUAUGUAUAAUUGCUACUUUACUUUUGAGUCUUCUGUUUUGAAGGCUUUCUAAAUUUAGUGAUUUUACUGCUCUAUUUUGUGUCUGUUCCAGUUUCUUAAUGUUUUCUUGAGUUGAGGGGUCCCAAACAGAGGAUGCAUAUUCUAUUAUUGGCCUAACCAAGGUUAAAUAACAUUUUAGUUUUAUGUUCUUAUUUGAUUUAUAGAAAUUUCUUUUAAUAAACCCUAAUGCUUUGUUUGAUUUUUUUUAUAGUUUCAUCAAUAUGUGGAUUCUAUGACAGUUUUUCAUUUAUUAUAACACCUAGGUGUUUUGCGUUUUUAGUCUGUGUUACUAGUUUGCCAUGAAUAAGAUAAGUGGAAUUAAUUUGUUAUAGUUUUUUUGUUACUCUUAACAACUGACAUUUUUCUGGGUGGAAAGACAUGCUCCAAUUUGAUUCCCAUUUCUGUUAUUCAUCUCUUUUUGUAAAAUAUCAGUGUCUUGUGUUGUUUUUAUUGUUCUAUAUAUUAUACAAUCGUCUGCAAAUAAUCUGACUUUUGUUCCUGAAGUAAUGCAAUUUGGUAUUUUGCAAAUAUUGUUAUUAUUAAAUUUUUCUGAGGAUUUUUCUUCCUCCAUUGCACAAUCUUAAUUCUUGAAACAGAAAUAUAUAAAGUCAUUGCCCAUCUGUGGUCAUGAAAAGAGUUAUUUGUUUAGGAUAAAAAGCAUUAAUUUAAAAAUGUUUGUUUUGUAAAAUGUUUUACAUGUUUCGGAUGUUCCUUCAGAGUUGAAGAUAGUUUACUCCCGCAGGACGACGGGUGAUGGGAGCGGGCAGGAUUUGAACCCUCGACCAUCGAUAAAUCCGAACGACAGUCCAGCGCGCAAACCUCACGACCAGGCAGCCAUCCUUUAGCUCUAGAUAUAUCAAUAACAUUUACUUUUUCUCAGUCUACUUUUUUUUGUGUGUAAAAUAUUAAGAAAACAACAAACAAUAAUAUGUAAAAAUAAAAUUUUAUUGGACAAAAUGUAUAAACUUUUAUAUUUUAUGUAAUAUUGAAUAUGGUUAUUAUAUGAAAAAAUUAUUUUGUCUGAAAAAAAUUGAAAUGAAAAUCACUUGUUUUAAUUCUUCACGACCUUUAUAGUUAUAUUUGCUGCUAAAAGAGUUCACCUUAUUCUUUGACAACCUGUUACUGUUAGCAGAUAUUUAUUGAGUAAAAAUUAAUUUCAAACUGAUAGCCUUUGUCAGCCAACUAACCAACCACUCAUUCACUGUCACCCUUAAUCAUUAAUUUGUAAAAAUAAACAUCAAUACAUUUCUGAUGUCUGCAUGGAUUUUUAGAAGUAAUGUAAAGGUACCACUUUGGAAUAUGUCGUGUCAGAUGAUGUAAAGCACAUCUCUUUCUAUGGCCAGUGGUUAACCUGGGUGUUAUGUAGCCAGCACAACAAAGAAUUGUCUUUACUUCCCUAACGUAUGUCAGGUGCCCAUUCUAGUUAGGUGGGCUCAAUGACAUCCUAAAUAUCCUGAGGUUCAAAAUUCCAGCAAUCAAAAUUGAGACCCUUUGGUUUGGAGGCCAAGUGCUUUACCUUUCAGCCACCGGGGCCCCACAUGGAUCUUUAAACUAUGCUAAUUAUUAAACUUUGUUUUAUCUUAGACAUGGAAAAACACAUUAUAGAAACUUUAGUGUAUAGACAUCAUGUCAUUCUAUCAGAAAUAAACUUAAGUUUGAUGCUACAAAGAGUUUUCUAUAUAUAUAUAUGUCAAUCUCCAUUGAAAGUGACUUCAGGUUAGACCACUCCUUGAACUACCUCACUGAUAUUUGUAGUUGUCUCCCUUGUCCCGCCUCCCUUUCCCCAGCCAAGCAGUCACUUAGUACACCCAAACAUAACACUCUCUCCAAUGUUAUAUUUAUAGAUCUUUUUUCUCAUUCCUAUCCAAGGUGUAGUGUUAUCAAAAUGAAAAAAAAAAAACAUUGAGUGUUAAGCCGGGGUCAAAGUCUAGUCUGAUAUCAAAGUUCAUGCUAGGUGUGUGAAACUGUUUAAAUAUGGACCUAGACAGUGCUAUAGUAACUUUAGAACAAAUUCAAGAGACCUAUAAAUAUUUACGAGCUCAGCGUGACGUCCUGCACACACCAACAUUACUUCAUGUCCAAAGUUUAUUUCCCGAAUUACAUCAAAGUACAAAUAUAACAGAAAGUACAGAUGAUACAAAGUCUUCUGUGAAGAGAAACAGCCUACUGGAUACUGACCUGUAUAUAAAGCUGGAAAGUAUGCAAACAACAGGUUCAUUUAAAAUUCGAGGAGUUCUGAAUCAAAUGCGGAAGGUUCAGGAAAGACAUGGAAAACAAGCCAAACUUGUAACAAUGUCAGCUGGGAAUUAUGGCAAAUCAUUUGCGUAUGCCUCGCGCCACUCAAAAACCAAAGCCAUUUGUGUGAUGCCUCAUACAGCUCUAGAGAAUAAGGUCAAGUACAUAGAGAAAAUGGGUGUUGAAGUUAGAAAGACCUUGACCUGUGAACUUCAGUCAGAAGUAGACAGACUUGUUGCCGAAGAAGGUUUUGUUUUCUGUCAUCCAUUUGAUGAUGUUGACCUCAUAGCUGGCUACUCUAGCUCAGCACUAGAACUUCUUGAAGAUGUUCCAGAUCCAGAUGUUGUGGUUGUUAAUUGUGGUGGUGGAGGACUGGUGUCAGGUGUUGCUGCAGGCAUCUCUCUAUCUGGUGGUAAAGAUUGCAAAGUGUAUGCAGUGGAACCUGAAGGAGCUCCUACUAUGUAUGAAAGUUUUAAGGAAAGAAGGCCAGUCACUCUUUCAGAUGUCAAAUCUGUUGCUUCUGGGUUAGCUCCUCCUUAUGCAGGUACUAUCUGCUACAGACAUUGUCGUUGGUUUGUGGAAGACAUACUGCUAGUAUCUGAUGAAGAGAUCUUACAGACCAUGAGGCUACUUUUCCAAAGAGGAAUAAUAGCGGAGCCUUCAGGCUGUGCUGCUUUGGCCGCCGUCUUGGCUGGGAAAGUUCCAAACAUUGCAGGGAAGAAAGUAGUUGUGUACAUAAGUGGGGGCAAUAUUUCUUGUGCAGAGCUACAGAAACUGAUUCCAGAGGAUCAAUGAACAUAGCCUAGGAUUGAUUGUAGUGUGUCAAGUGUUUUGGGAUAUUGUUCUAACAUUCUAGUUUCAGAUCUGUUUUAAAAACUACCAUUGGACUCUAUUGAAAAAUGUUAUUGCCUGAUGUUUUGUAUUUAAUGUAGUAUAAUAAAUAAGUUAAAUUAAUAUUGUAGAAUGAUUCAUUACAAAUAUUGAAAAGUGAUUUAUAUUGAUUGCAAUGCUGUGAUUAUGGUGCUAGAAGAUUUUUUUUAUUCAUACAAUGAUUAUGUUGACUAUUCUCAGGGAACACAUUUCUUUAUAUAAACCAUGUUGUGUAUGCAAUAAAAUGGUAAUGUUAACAUA
This is a messenger RNA of Biomphalaria glabrata, 5486 nucleotides long. RefSeq lists its product as uncharacterized. Gene Ontology annotation, biological process: L-threonine catabolic process; L-serine catabolic process. Bases 4095 to 5150 code for a protein of 351 amino acids. NCBI's taxonomy places the organism in Eukaryota, Metazoa, Mollusca, Gastropoda, Planorbidae. The transcript has 9 exons. Gene Ontology annotation, molecular function: pyridoxal phosphate binding; threonine deaminase activity; L-serine ammonia-lyase activity. The record is from RefSeq and is a predicted model, not a curated record.